GCACCGUGUCUAAAACACAAUAUCUAAAACAGCUAUGGUCAACUGUAGCAGCUUCAACUACAGCAAACAAUCAAAAGUCACUGCUCAGCACAGGCCAAAGCAGCGCUCGCGUCUUUAUAAGUACGCCUUCUGUUCCCUGCGUCAAUUCAAUGUACCCUGCUUCUGUUCGCACGCAACGCCCAAGCACACACGCGCACUCAGCAUACUGUACCAGCCCCCUUCAUUACGAACAACAACCCUGAAACCCGCGACACUCACGCGUGUGCAUCAUCAAUACCUCACUAGCAUGUCAAUUCAAGGCUCUGUAGCGUAUAACUUUGUGUCCUCGAAUCAAGUCCCGGUGUUCAGCCAGGAGCCCGUGCUGGACCGCCAUGCAAUGCUGCCUUUGGCCGCAGGGUCAUCUUCUCGCAAGCGGAACUUGUCACAAGGUGGGUGCUCUCUUGGAAUGCAUUCGAUGUUUCAAACUCCAGAACUAAACAUCUGCACUGUGUCUGCAAGCAGAUAUCUCCAGCUCCAAGCGCGCAAAACAGACGAGGUCUUCAAGAUGAACGAGGCCACCCUAGCCAAGACAUCCGACUUGUUCAAGUAUGCGCUCUACCGCUCCCCCUGGUCCCCCGCCUCGCCAGGUCCCGGAAACAAAGACACCCCUCCCGCAGCAGACGAACCACCCAGCAGCGCGCAGUCCUCCAACAAGUUGAUCCCCUCCACGACCAUCUCCCCCACUAUCCCCAUCGUCCGCCUUAACACCACCCCAUCCGCCCUCAUCCUCAACUGUCUCUGGGCCGUCGCCCGGCCAGAUCACCUCUCCAUGUACCUCGACUCGACAAUCCCGCGCCCUAGCUACGAUUUCACUCUGUAUCUCUAA
Molecule: messenger RNA, 865 nt
Organism: Paraphaeosphaeria sporulosa
Lineage: Eukaryota; Fungi; Ascomycota; Dothideomycetes; Pleosporales; Didymosphaeriaceae
Exons: 2
Coding region: 35-865 (276 amino acids)
Source: RefSeq, a predicted model, not a curated record